Messenger RNA from Nilaparvata lugens (brown planthopper), 3313 nucleotides. RefSeq lists its product as uncharacterized. The record is from RefSeq and is a predicted model, not a curated record. Bases 354 to 2207 code for a protein of 617 amino acids. The transcript has a single exon. Lineage: Eukaryota; Metazoa; Arthropoda; Insecta; Hemiptera; Delphacidae.
GAUUGUUUUAUUUUAACAAAGAGUGAAUAGCUGUCUUGUGUUGAUUCUUUACAAUAUUUUUGAUGUUUUUAUAUUGAAAUAUUACUUAAUUUUUUCUGUAAAUUAAAUUAUAUAAUGUUUAAAAAAGAGGUGUAUGGUGAGUUAGUGUAUCACUAAGUGAAAUAACACUAUUUAGUGACUAUUAUUUUUGCGGCCGACAACUUGGUUAGAAUCAUGUUAUGGUUUAUUGGACAAUACGUACGAAGUAUCUAAUGUUGAGUAUGAAUGUUUUGCAUAGUUUUGAUAUUGGUAGUUGACAUACAUAUGCUUGCAUUUACAUUUUUUGCUGAAGAUACUGUAUAUUAGUGUGAAAAAUGUCUGUGUGUACACCUAUGGAUGUGUUUGAUUUCAUCAAAAGAUGGAAAAGGAUUAUUGAAAACUACUUUACUUACCGACGAAUAUUUAUUGUUUUGAUAGUUAUCAUUUGUUUAUUCCUUUACACGGGCCAGAACUUUUUACGUUGGUUGAAUUCGGCUUCUUUCAAGCAAGAAGACCUUGCAGACCGAUGCUUGAAUGAUAAACUAUCACUUUUCAAAUUUGAUAUUGAAAACUUUGACGCCUAUAUUCAUCCUUCAACGACCGAAGAGGAUAAGAAGAUAUUCCAUCCUUUUGUUGGUAAUGGAUUGUUUGGAGUGAGUGUAGAAAAUGAUUCUCCUAUUUAUGUAAAAACUACUAGAACUUUAUCCUGGCCUAUCUAUUGGCAUCCAAUUGUGAACAUUCAGUAUGAUGUCAUGACUCCAAAAGAGACAGUUCUCACCCAUUAUCUAUCUGGAACCGUCUGGCGCUAUCAGUGUUACAGUAAUGGUGUGCAUGUUAAAUAUGAACAUUAUGCUCACCGAACUUUGCCUUUUCUUUUUGUUCAAGAUAUAAAAAUAACCAAUCCAACCAGCAAAAUAAUCUAUUUAGAAGCAAAGCAACUUCAACAAACUAAGUGGCCUACUGCUGUUACACAUACUGUUAAUCUUCUUCAUAAAAAUGGUGAUAAAUUUGAAUAUAGCGUUGUAUCUGGUUUUGUAGAAGAUAAACAGGCUUCUAAUAAGGGAUUAUCCGUAACUAUUGUAACCAGAAAGUUGAUGCAGUACAUCGAAGUAGGACCUCAAAGUAGUUUAUCUCUUCAACUAUUCACCGCUGUUCAUUAUUCGAAACAGAUAUCAAAGACUGAUUACUCAGAAAUGAAAGAUGUUAUUGAAAACAAGUGCAUACAGUUGAUGAAAACCGCUUUAGAGAAACCUUUAUCAACUUUGAGACAAAGUCAUAUUGAUGUGUGGCGUAACCUAUGGAGCACAGGUUUCUAUAUAAGUUAUUCUAAAGCAGCAAAUGCAAUUAAUGGAGACUUAAUCAAUGCUACAAUCUAUUAUGUGCUGUCAAGUGUACGGUCGUCGUACUAUGAAGAAGCAACACCGGCAUCAAUGAAGAAUGAACUGAGGAGUAGUCUAUCAUACGCGGAGGGAUGUUACGGCUCGAACCACCACACUCUACAAGCCGUCAAGAUUUGGGGAGACCUCUCCACUGUGGAAAAAGUAAAUAGAAUAGUUUCCUAUUGGCUACUAACUUUGGAAAAACAAGGUUGCCACAAUUUGGUGCGCGUUGGCGCUAGUGGAGUAAUCCAAGCCAUGGUGCUUAGUUUUGGAGGAUUCCGGUUUAGUAAUCAGCAUCUAGAAUUGAACAUCCACCCACAGUUUCUGCAUCGAGAAUACCAUUUCAGGAGAUUGAACUAUGGCAACUUGACUCAUGUCAAUGUCAGUGUUGUUUUGAAGGAGGAUAAUAAAGCCAUUCUAAAUGUGGCCUUGGAUAGAAGUGACAAGAGUUAUUACGCCUGCGACGCCGGUUGUUUAGAUGACCCCGUGCAACUUGGACCCGAGAAGAUAACUUUUCCAGUAAAGCUGACCGACCCUGUCACUCCUAUUCUGUACAUCACUUCGGACAAGCAACACAUGGAGCUGCUGCAACAUGCAAUCCAUGUCAAAGAAGUCAUCGAAGCUCCUGCACAUGAGCACCAUGUCAUAGCUCUCCACAAACAUGGACAUCAUUUAGGUGGACUCCCAACCCUCUUCUGGGUGUCUGUUGGCUUUCUAAUAGUUGUUUUCCAUCUUUUUCUCUUUAAGUUGAUUUAUAACGAAUACUGCGGAAAGCAUGAGAGUCGGAGAAUGCGUUAUGGCAAGUUGUAGGGUAGCUUCUAAGAGGCUGCUUGCAAAUUAAUUAAGAGUGAGCUUUCUUAUGCAUUUGGGUACAAUUCUAUAUCAAAGAACAUCAAGCUUUCAAGGUUUAAAGAAACCUUUAAUUCCAUGGUUUGAUAAAUCAAUAUUUUUUACUAUAUUAAGAAAGCAUUCAACUCUGAUACAUAAAUACUGGUCAUUAUUCGUUUCCGUACUUUUUUUGUCUUCUCCAUAGUCAUCGACCAGUUUUUCCACAUUUUUUUGGGGAAUUCACGUUGGCAGUUUCAUAUAUUUGUAUUUAUGCUUGUCUACUUUGAGUCCAAAAAUAUUGAUCUAGGAGUUACCCAGUGAAUGAAGUGAUUGUGUUUGCUUUUAAAAGAGAUUAUUUUUAAACAAUGAAUAUAGGGCGUCAAAUAAUGUGAGGGUAUAUUAUAUGCAUAUGGCAUGAGGAAAAAACAUGAAAAAUAUUAUAAACUAACAAGUAUUGUUCUAAUCAUACUAUGAAAAAAGAAGAAAUGCUUGCCUGUCAAUAGCUCAGAAUAAAAAAAAAUUAAAUAGCACUUUAAUUUGAUAUUUUAAAUCGCUACCUCCUGGUCUCUCAGCCACUCUGAAGCAUUCUUGGUUAGUUCAUACAGCCAAGCGCGUUAUUUAAUGGGUGGAGGAGGGGGUCCUAAGCCUAUUAUCCCUUCUACAUUAUCAAAAACGUAGCUAAAUAGCUUUGAAAGUAUAGCUUGAUCAUAGAUAGAGUAGAUACAAUUUGGGCACAAUCAGUAAAUUGUUAGCAGGAAUAGCUAGCUACUUGAGAAUUAAAAGUUCCGCAACACACGUUACAUAGAAUUAACAAGGGGCACGUGUUCCAACAUGCCACAGUAGAAGCAGAAGAAAGGGAAGAAUCAGAUAGGACGUAAAUAUUAAUGCAGUUAAUUAAAUAUGUUUAAAUAUUUAUUUAUGUGUUGAAAUUAUUGAAAAAAGUAUGCUUUCUUGGUGGGAAUUUGUUUGAAAGAAAGUAGUGUAAUAAAUUUGCACUUUGUUACUAACUGAUAACGGUUAAUAUUGACAAAUCGAAACUGGGUAUAUUAAUAUGCUGAUGAAAGUUUGAUGUCUUUUGAAACAGUAUU